Messenger RNA from Ilyonectria robusta, 594 nucleotides. Its product is annotated as glyoxalase/bleomycin resistance protein/dioxygenase. The transcript is spliced from 2 exons. Gene Ontology annotation, biological process: L-methylmalonyl-CoA metabolic process. Lineage: Eukaryota; Fungi; Ascomycota; Sordariomycetes; Hypocreales; Nectriaceae. Gene Ontology annotation, molecular function: methylmalonyl-CoA epimerase activity. The record is from RefSeq and is a predicted model, not a curated record. The coding region runs from base 87 to 581 and encodes 164 amino acids.
UAUGCGUAGACAGUGAGGCAUGGGCUGGUGUAGUAAAUUUUUCAAACUGUUCAACUUGCGAAAUCCUGAAGACGCAGUAGAUCAAGAUGUCCGCCACUCAUAUGCGCCCGAUAAACCACGUCGGCGUCUCCGUAAACGAUAUCGAAGCCGUAACGAAAUGGUACACCGAAGUCAUGGGCUUCAAGGUCCACGCCAACAAGAUCAAGCACAUCAGGCGCUCCGAAGACCCCAACAACGGCAUCUUCAAGAUCUACCCCUCAUCACUACAAGAAGUCAAGCUAGCCUUCAUGGCGACCGGCAACGGUGUUGGCUUUGAGGUCUUUGAGUUCUUGGAUCCUGUCUACCAGAGGGUCGAGGAGUUUGAGUACAACCGUGGUGGUUUCUUCCAUCUCUGUGUGACGGACCCCGAUCCGCAGGCUCUUUUAGCCAAGGUUCUCAGCAAGGGCGGGAGCAAAGUUGGUGAUGCUAUCGUCAAUAUGCCCAGUGGGUCGAAGUGUCUGUACUUUAGGGAUCCUUGGGGGAAUGUUAUUGAGGUUUUGGAUAUGAGCUUCGAUAGUAUGGCGGGGAUAGACACGGCCUGAUAUACAUUCAUGC